UAGGAGGGGAACAGGUUUUUUUCAACCUUAAGCAAGAGGAAUGCUUCUGUGCUCCUUUUUCAGUGCUACUCAUGUACUCAGUAUAUUGAAACUGAACAUGAUCAUGCCACUUUCCCUUUGGUGCUCUUGCUAGCACCCUGGGGAAAACAGCAUAUUUAGAAGUAGCAGCACAUUGGUGAUCCUGGGGAGAGCAAGUGGGGACUAAGGAGGGAGAAAGAUGCACACACAGACAAACGCACACAAUGGGAGUGAAGAGAGAGAGAGAGACACAAUGGGAAUGGAGGGAGAUGGGGACACACACAGAGUGGGGAUGGGAUGGGGUGGAAACUCACAAACGGGACAGUAGAAUGGAAUGACUGCCUAGUCAGGGAGGUAUCCAAAGUAGUGGCUGAUGAUUCAGGUGUUUGUGUUGGUAAAAGGGUCAAUAAACACAAGGCCCUGAAUAUAUUUUAUGCUCUGAUCAGCUACAGUGCGGUUUCUUUAUUUGUCUCCUGGCUUGUAUCAUCAUCUUCAUCCUUCAUCAUCAUCUAUAUAGUAGGUUGAUCAUAAAACAACCACAGUAAUGGUUUUCUUUUACAUACGAGCACAGUAGUGACCCGAUAGCCUAGGAUACCCCCUCCAAGCUGCUUGGCUCAGCUGCAUCCUGCCUAAGAGCAUGGGUAUCAUUUGCACUAAUGUUACUUACUGAAAGCCUAACCCUGAAGUUCCUUCUUUGUGCUACUCAGUCCUCCUCACUCAGGCAAACACCCCAUUCAUCUCAAACACAGAGGAAGCCAGCUGACUUUGCUUCCCCAUUCGCUGGUAUAUGAGGUUCCACAUACAGUUAAUCAAAUAUUCCCUUCCCUUUGGGCUGACAAAGGUGCCUUAGAAAAAAUGUUAUUCAGAAUUCAUUUACAGUGUUUUAUCUGAAGCCUUAAACACUUACAUUGCUUGAAGUGCUAUAAUUGGUUUCUGUUCUCUUCAUCUAAUUCCUGUAAUUGUCGCCAGGUAGUUCUCCCCCACCCCUCCCAGCAUUUCACGGCAAUUAUUGUCAAGUAGCCAGGGCUGUAAAACAAACAGAUUUUUGUAUUGACCUUCCCCAGAUUUUAUCUAUAUCUAAUCUACAAUUCUGUAUUUUAUAUUGGGAUUAUCACCAUGGUCAAAAUUUAGAUUAAUUAAAAUAAGACUGAUUCUCUCUCUCUCUUUCUCUCUCUCUCUCUCCAUUUAUAAAAUACAUAUUUUAAAGUCAAUACAAAAGUGGUCUUAUAUAAUGAGACACAUAAGGCCACAACGUUCAGAUACGGAACCUUCCAAACUUUGAGGUUGUUCAGACCUGGUGUUUUGUUUCAGUCCAUAACAUUUGGACUAAAAUACAAACUUUAAUGAACAAGGGUGCUGUCUGCACUGCUGGAUCAAAGUUUGGAUAACACAAUCCCUUCAAAACCAGAAAGUUUUAUUAAUGCCUGUGUUUUUGGAAACACCGUCGUUGAACAACAAUAGCCGUCAUUUUGUGCACCCUACUUAUUUGGAAAGAGGAAAUGCAAAGAGAGCUGUGGUUCCUAAACAUAUGUAGUCAGAUGCAUCACCAGAAAUUAUAACCCUUGACCUAAAGACAUGCAGAAGUAAAGAAAGUUCACUCUGAAGAAUGGAGGUUAACUUGCUUUGUGUAAAUUGCUUCUGAAUUGGCAACAUGAUGGACAACCCAGGAACAGUUUGUUUAGGGCUCCUAGAGAAAAGCUGGAAGGAGUAAAGUUUUCAGCAUUCUUUUUGUAGUUGGGUAGAAACUAUAUUAAACUGUAAAGGCAAAACAAUGGUUAUGAUCUGCUUCAUGCAUGAAUAACAAAAAUGUACCAGCCUAUCCAAAUACAGCAUAGCAAUAGUAAUGCACCAAAAAGGAGGGGGGGAAACCUGGUACUGGGAUUGCUUUGGAAUAAAUGUAAUAAACAGGGCACUGUAAUAUUUCUAUUAGAACUGAAGGGCAGUCUGCUCUGUAUGCUGUGUAAAAUGACACAAUGGGAAAAUUAGGAUUUAAGGCAUCUCCCUAAACUCUUAUCUUUCCUUAGAUUGAUUCACAUCUGCACUAAUUGUUAUCUGUGCAGUUCACAUUUGUUUUUCUUUUGUUAGCCUGUUUCCCUUUCUUGUUUUAAAGAAUAGUUUAUCUGCACACCCUGGAAGGGUGUUACUCAUAAAGAUCACAAGCUUUUAGAUCAAGCAAAACAUUGGCACGUUGACUAAAAAAACAAAGCAUGCUGAGGCUUUAAAACACAAGUGCCGCAUUGCAUUUGCAAUGAGGCAGUAACUGUGUCUCUUGUUGUCCGUUGCCAGGGUUCUGCUAGAUCUCAGAGUUUGCAUUUCCAUGGUCAACUGGCAAGUAUAUUUUUUAAGUAAUCUAUGCAUUUGAGAAUAACUGCGCUAGUAUUUCAGUGUUCUUAAUCCCCACUGUAUUUCACGAUGAAGGACAAAAAUGUUAGGGCUUGGGUUUUUUGUUUUUGAGGGGGAAUGUCAGAUGGUUUCUAUUUGUAUUAGUUGGUGGUUAAAGGACUGGGAGUAAGGGAAUGAGAUUUAUUCCCAGCUCUGUCACUGUUCCUCUGUAUGACCUUGGGCAAAUCACUUAACCUCUCUGUGCUUCACCUUUUAUCUGUAAAAUAUAGAUACAGCUACAAGUCUUUACUUCACAGGGAUGUGUGAGGCAUGUAAAGCAUGCUGAGAUCUUCAGAUGGGAAGCAAAAGAGAAAUCCAAAAUAUAAUUGUUUAUGAUUAUUCAAUAUAUACAGAAGCACUCAUCUGUCUUUAUUUUUAUUCUCAAGGUGAUUUUACAAUGGAUGGAAGAGCAGACUCGUUAGUGAUGACUGUGCAUCUUCUUGCCACCUCUGGGCAUUCAUUACUCCUGCAGCAAACUCUUGAUCGGCUUCUGGGGUGGAUCUGUCUGGAUGUUCGCCUCUUCCUUGUAUCCGAACGUGUUACUCCAGUGAAGUAUUAUGAGAAAUAUCACCGGAAAAGCUCUGGAUUUCCUGGGAUGUCCAUUCUCCUUUUCCUGCAUGAGGACUUUGGGGAAGAACGGAUUUUUCAGGUCCAUGAUUUUUUCCAGCACCCUCCAUGGCAGGAUCACCACAUGCAACAUGCUAAUGGGAAACAGUACCCUUAUGCACCUGCUGGCCAGGAAUUUUAUGGUCUGGAUGAGCAUAUGCCUGUAUGGGGUGUACGGCAAGUCCAUUAUGGCACUGAAAUUCUGCGCGUGACUCUCUACUGUAGCUUUGAUAACUAUGAUGAUGCAGUCAGACUUUAUGAGAUGAUCCUACAGAAAGAAGCAACUAUGCAGAAGAGUAACUUCUGUGUCUUUGUGCUGUAUGCAACACAAACCAUUGCUGUUCAGCUCUGCUUGAAGCAGCUGCCCCCGGGGGUCUCUGUUGAACUGAAAGAAUCUUCCGUGUUGCAAUUCAAGGUCCAUGAAAUUGGGCAGCUGGUACCUCUUCUGCCUAAUCCAUGUAUUCCUAUCAGUAGCACCCGAUGGCAAACUCAGGACUACGAAGGAAACAAAAUCUUGCUUCAGGUUCAAGGCAACUCAAAACACAAUGAAAAAAAUGACGGGCUUUCUAAUCAGCACAAUAAUGCAAGUGAAGAAAAGAUCCUACAGAAUUCCAUGCUAGCCCCCUUUCCCACAAAGUGGGUUAAUCCAGAACAAAAAAGCCGGAAGAUCAGAAUGAUGAAGUAUAAAAUCAAAUCAGAAGACAGAAUUAUUUCUGGGAGCGUUAGCAGCACCCCACAGAGUAACUCCUGCUCUUCAUCCCAGGCCAGCAGUCCAGCAGCUACUUCACGGUCUGAUACCACCUCUUUCAAUGUAAGUGCAGGAACUAAACUGAACAUCUCCAGCCAAGAAAUCCAUUUUCAAAGGCAAGAAGCAGAGACCAAUGUUGACACAGGAUUCACGGUAGUAAAUUCUGAAUGCAAUCCAUCUCCACUUAGCAGGUUUUCAAGGGACUUGCAGGACAGUCUUCCUCAGCCACAAGCACCAAACUAUUCAUUAGCUGCUGCUGGCUCCAGAAUCAACUUGCCUUCUGAGGAUAGAAUCCAUCUGUCAUUAUCUGCUGUCAAAAGAAAUAAAGGAGCAGGACAGACAGCUUCAAACUUUCACUUGCGAAUAUCAAGAGCAAACCAUGGAAAUGGAAAUGAAGAGGAGGAGGAAUUCUUUAUUUGACUUGAAACAAAUGUGCCUGACAGACUGACUUUAAAACUGAUAGAUAAAUGCUUUAUUCUGGAAACAGAGAGAAAGCAAUCUGCAUGCUUUUAACUCUGUGUUUAUACAGACACCAAGAUGCCUAGGCUACCUGUUCUGUUAUGAAAAAAGACUUCAGUGGGGUUUUAUUGCAAUAGAGUCACUUUAUGUACAAAAAUGCUAAUGGGACAGAGGGCAAAACCAGAAAAAAAAUCAUGUGCAGUUACACAGUGAGUUUGAUUCUUUUAAAUACAGAACACCCAACAGCAUAAUUGUGCAAUGAAUGGGAAUAAGCCAUGUGAGUCCUAUUACUGUUUGUAAACUUUAAUCAGUAGCCUGUGACACAUUCUGUCUUGUGUAGUUGCAUUAGAGGGAUUUGGCAGUGGGGAGGCAGUGGAAUGCUACACUGCUAAAAAUAGCAAUGUGGAUACGGGGACACUGCAUGAGUGUGUAGAGAGUUGUGUAGGGUACAUGGAGUUCAGGUGUGUAGGGCACUCUACUCAUAGGGGGAAGGGAUAGCUCAGUGGUUUGAGCAUUGGCCUGCUGAAGCCAGGGUUGUGAGUUCAAUCCUUGA
Messenger RNA from Trachemys scripta elegans, 4766 nucleotides. RefSeq names its product family with sequence similarity 124 member B (gene FAM124B). The transcript has 2 exons. Gene Ontology annotation, cellular component: nucleoplasm. The coding region runs from base 2696 to 4174 and encodes 492 amino acids. Lineage: Eukaryota; Metazoa; Chordata; Testudines; Emydidae. The record is from RefSeq and is a predicted model, not a curated record.